AAAAAGGAGAAUACAUUCUUGACAGAAUAAAAACUCCACCCUUAGAAGAAACAGUAUUUAAAAUACAAAAAGCAUAUACUAGAAUAGAACAAAUAAUCAAAACAAUACAAUUAUUAGAAAUACCUUUAUUAGAAGAAAAAGAAGGACUCACUCUACAAAACGCUUUUAAAAAUACAAAAUAUAUUAACUUAUUUCUUUUCAUAAAAAAAAUACGAGAAUUAGAGUUAAUACAAAAAGGACUGCAACAAUACUUAUUUGAUAACAGAUUUACAUCUGACGACAGUGAUAAUUAUUUAGCCCAAGAUGCAAAAAGAAGAGCUAAUUAUAUCAAAGCAAGAUUAAAUAAAUACCAGAGGACUGGAAAAACAAUAAAUCCUGUAUAUGGAAUAGACUAUAUAUUAGAUGAAUACUGA
Molecule: messenger RNA, 413 nt
Organism: Racocetra persica
Lineage: Eukaryota; Fungi; Glomeromycota; Glomeromycetes; Diversisporales; Gigasporaceae
Source: the annotation of a GenBank genome assembly